This is a messenger RNA of Paraphaeosphaeria sporulosa, 294 nucleotides long. RefSeq lists its product as uncharacterized. The record is from RefSeq and is a predicted model, not a curated record. The transcript is spliced from 3 exons. The coding region runs from base 1 to 294 and encodes 97 amino acids. NCBI's taxonomy places the organism in Eukaryota, Fungi, Ascomycota, Dothideomycetes, Pleosporales, Didymosphaeriaceae.
AUGACCGAUCAGAACGAGGCGCAGAAGCAGUCCAAGGGUGUCUGGGGAUCUGUCACGGGCGGAAUGAGCAACACCCUCGGCUCCGCCACCGAUACUGUCGGGAAGGGCAUUGGCGGCGCCACCAACCUUGUCGGCAACACCGUGUCUGGGCUCGGCAAGGGCGUGGGCGACACCGUGACGGGUGUUACGGGUGGUCUGGGGGACACGACCAAGGCUGCCGGCGGCAUGGUGCAGGAUACGACACGCGCAGGUGGUGAGGCCGUGGGCAUCAAGAAGAAUGUUCCCGAGGGCUAG